This is a messenger RNA of Pelodiscus sinensis (Chinese soft-shelled turtle), 5122 nucleotides long. RefSeq names its product potassium voltage-gated channel subfamily B member 2 (gene KCNB2). Gene Ontology annotation, biological process: action potential; protein homooligomerization; potassium ion transmembrane transport. NCBI's taxonomy places the organism in Eukaryota, Metazoa, Chordata, Testudines, Trionychidae. Gene Ontology annotation, cellular component: neuronal cell body; membrane; voltage-gated potassium channel complex. Gene Ontology annotation, molecular function: delayed rectifier potassium channel activity; protein binding. The record is from RefSeq and is a predicted model, not a curated record.
CCGGCGAGGUGUUGGGAGUGAGGCUGUGUCCAUGUGUUAUGGCUGGGAGAAGGUUGUGUGCGCGCGCGUUGCCCUGGCUGUGUGGUUGCAUGCCCCCUCGCUAGGAGCAGAGAGGGCGUCCAUGGAUGUACAGCCCGGCUAACGGGAAUGGAGCUCCUCAAGUGUGCAGUCCGUGUGUGUGCGCACAGCGUAUCCCUGCGUGUGCCUCUGAUUGUCUCCACAGCUCACUCCUUGCUGUGCCGAGCGCCCGGCCCGCUGCUGUUCCCUUUACCCAGCGCACACAUCCGCAGACACACACCAACACCCACCACCACCAGCAGCCACCACAUCACAUGCAACCGGAGGGAGAUUACGCUGGGGAGAGAGGAGCUUUUCCUUUUUUUCUCCGCCUGCAAUCCUAGCCGCCCGCGGCACUGAUUUGUUUUUGGGGGGGAUGGCUUUCCCUUUUUUUGUCCUCCCUCAGCCCCCUCCGUCCCGGGGGGGACCGUGAUUUCGGAGGAGUCGGGAACAGAGCAAAAAUCAGCAUCAGAAAGAAGCCACCAAAACAAACCUCUCCUCUCUCCGCGGGGUUGUCAACAGAUCACUUGCAAAGGAAAACGGAGAACAGCCCCUGGAAGAAAGAGGGAAUCCCUGAGCCUUUUGUGGUCUCCAGCCUGUGUUUAUGCUGAACGUGGUGUGUUUGAAUAAGCCCCAGGAAUGGGGAGACCCGUCUAAAGAGGAUCCUAUCUGAAAAUUUGUAUUCUCCAAGCUCAUUCUUGUAAAGACUUUGGCUUCACAGCUGCAUCCAUUUCAAAAUGGCAGAGAAGGCUCCACCAGGGAUGAACAGGAAGUCUUCAAGGUCUACGCUUUCCCUCCCACCUGAGCCAGUGGAAAUCAUUAGGAGUAAAGCCUGCUCAAGGAGAGUUAAAAUAAAUGUAGGGGGGCUCAAUCAUGAAGUUCUAUGGAGGACUUUGGACAGACUCCCGAGGACUCGAUUAGGAAAGCUGAGAGACUGCAAUACCCACGAAUCUCUGCUGGAAGUGUGUGAUGACUAUAACCUGAAUGAGAAUGAAUAUUUCUUUGAUCGACAUCCAGGGGCUUUUACUUCCAUUUUGAAUUUCUACAGGACAGGGAAGCUACACAUGAUGGAAGAAAUGUGUGCUCUCUCUUUUGGCCAGGAGCUUGAUUUCUGGGGAAUUGAUGAGAUAUAUUUAGAAUCUUGCUGCCAGGCGAGAUAUCAUCAGAAGAAAGAACAAAUGAAUGAGGAACUGAGGAGAGAGGCAGAGACAAUGCGUGAAAGAGAAGGGGAAGAGUUUGAUAAUACUUGCUGCCCAGAUAAAAGGAAGAAACUCUGGGACUUGCUAGAGAAACCCAACUCAUCAGUGGCUGCAAAGAUUUUGGCCAUUGUAUCUAUUCUGUUCAUCAUACUGUCAACCAUUGCUUUGUCUCUCAACACACUACCUGAGCUUCAAGAAAUAGAUGAAUUUGGACAACCAAACGACAACCCCCAGCUAGCACACGUUGAAGCUGUGUGUAUUGCUUGGUUUACUAUGGAGUAUCUUUUGCGUUUCCUGUCCUCCCCAAAUAAGUGGAAGUUCUUCAAAGGUCCAUUAAAUGUGAUUGAUUUACUGGCCAUUUUGCCAUAUUAUGUCACCAUUUUCCUCACAGAGUCCAACAAAAGUGUGCUACAGUUCCAAAACGUCAGACGUGUGGUUCAGAUAUUUCGUAUUAUGAGGAUACUAAGGAUCCUUAAACUUGCCAGGCAUUCAACAGGCCUUCAGUCUUUAGGUUUCACUCUCAGGAGGAGUUACAAUGAAUUGGGUUUGUUGAUACUAUUUUUAGCAAUGGGAAUAAUGAUCUUUUCCAGCCUUGUAUUUUUUGCUGAAAAGGAUGAAGAUGCUACAAAGUUUACCAGUAUCCCUGCAUCAUUUUGGUGGGCUACCAUCACUAUGACUACUGUAGGAUAUGGUGACAUUUAUCCUAAGACUCUACUUGGAAAAAUAGUUGGAGGACUAUGUUGUAUUGCUGGAGUCCUGGUAAUAGCCCUGCCCAUACCAAUCAUUGUGAAUAACUUCUCUGAGUUUUACAAGGAGCAAAAACGGCAGGAAAAGGCCAUUAAAAGAAGAGAGGCCCUUGAAAGAGCUAAACGAAAUGGAAGCAUUGUCUCCAUGAACCUGAAAGAUGCUUUUGCGCGCAGUAUGGAACUCAUUGAUGUAGCAGUAGACACGGGAAAGCCUGUAGAUCCAGCCAAUUCAAAGGAAGCACCUGAUGAUAACCACCUAUCUCCAAGCAGGUGGAAGUGGGCCAGAAGGACAAUGUCUGAAACAAGUUCAAAUAAGUCUUAUGACAACAAAUACCAGGAAGUUAGUCAACAGGGCUCCCAUGAGCAAUUGAAUAAUGCUGCUGCCGCUGCUUCCAGCCCACAACACCUGAGUGCUCAAAAACUAGAAAUGUUAUAUAAUGAAAUUACCAAAACUCAGUCUCAGCCUAAUCUUAACGCUGGCUACCAAGAUCAGCCAGUAAAACCACCUGAAUAUGAGGAAGAAAUAGAAAUGGAGGAAGUUACUGGGCAGAGAAAUCCGUUGCCAGCUGGGCAUACAGAUGUAAUAACUGACAUGAGAAGCACAUCUAGUAUUGAUAGCUUCACCAGUUGUGCAACUGACUUCACAGAAACAUCACCUCUUCCUCCAUGCCCUGGCUCUCAAAUGAGAUUCCCAACUGACUCUGUUAAUCUAGAGGACAACCAAAGAGCAAAAAGUUUUCAAUUGAUAUCACUCACAAGAGAGAAAAUAUUUGCCCCUAGAGAUGUCACUUUUGACUAUACACCAAUUGAAACUGCUGCAAACAAUGAUGGAUGUGGCUCCCAAACUGUCCUGCAUGGUCAUUUGCAUUUUGACAGUGCCGUGGAAAGCCCCAAAAGUUCUCUAAGAGGUAACAAUCCAUUAAAAUCGAGAUCCCUUAAAGUUAACUUUAAGGAAAACAGAGGCAGUACUCCACAAACUCCACCAAGUACUGUGAGACCAUUGCCAGUAACAGCAGCUGCAGACUUUACACAGUCUACAUCUCCGCAGAUUAGCACCAUUCUUUUAGAAGAUAAUUCAGCCCAAGGUGAAAGAUCAAUGCUUGGUGCUGAUGCCUCGAUGCUUUGCCAGGGGCCUCCUAAAAGAUCGCCCCCUCUGUUUUCCACACAAAAGCUUUUCACUUUCCCUUCAAAGGAGAGGAGAAGCUUCACUGAACUAGACACUGAAGAAGAACACGGCUUCAGGGAGAUUCAAGGUGUUAAACAUGAAAAGCAGCAGGAUAUCAAAACAAAUUACUUUGGGGACAAACACAGUGAUGGCACCCAUUUAACAGAUGAGCCAAGAGUCAGCUCCUCUUCACCCAAAAGCAUGGGUCACAACUGUACUCAAGAUAUUUACCAUGCUGGGGAUGAAGUAAAGAAGGACAAUAACCAAGAAAGUUACAAAAUGGAAAACCAUUUAUUUGUCCCAGAAAUUCAUUCAAAUCCAGGAGAAACUGGUUAUUGUCCUACACGGGAAACCAGCAUGUGACUAGUCACAAAAGCAAUAAAAAAACUCUUCAUAAAACCACAGUUAGUAAUGCCUGUGAACUAAAACAAGAGAAGCCUCAAAACAAAAACAAAAAAGUGCAUAAAAUUGUUAUUUUUGCAUGGCAUGAAGAGUUGUUUAGUUUAAAGACUGUUUAAGUAAAGAGUUCCAAGACUGCUUUUUGUAACAAACAAACAAAAAAAGAGAAAAAAAUGACUCAAGAACAAUGAGUAAAAUAAAGAGAGCUCUAUUAGGAGCCAGUGUUCUACAAAGUCUGACAUUUUUGAUCCUUUCACUUUAUGAUUGUAGACAGAUUUUAAACUCUGAACUUUUUUUUUUUCAUCUUGGUUAAAAUGAGUUUUAGAAUUUGCACAUGAAAGGAUUAAAUGUCAAUGCAUGCAUUCAUAAUGAUGUGAAACAAGGUGCUUUGAGCUUGCAAAAUGAAUAUAUUUGUAAAUAUUUUGGGGUUGGGGGGAGAGCUAUUGUUAUCAAAGAUCUGUGGACAAGUUUCCUGGGACACAGGUACUUCCUUCACAGCACAUUGCCUGGAGGAUAUGUACAGACUUAUGUUGCAAAAUUGCAACUUCUGCUUAAAGCAUCUCACAUAUCUUGCUUUCUGUUAAAAAGCUCAUGAGUAUAUCUGUUUAUUUAAGGGACUUCAGUAUUUCUAGUUUAUCUGUCCUGUAAAUCAUAGUAUUUGUUGUUGCAUAUGUAAUUUAAUUUAAGGAUUCUUGAGAAAAAAGUAAAGAUUUAAUGACCAGAAUUGAAGCUUUUGAUAUUUUAUAAAAGCAUUGCCAAAAUUUCAUAACUUAUAAAAGUUCCCCAUUAUAAAAUAACAAUACAAACCACAUCGUUAUUGCAUUGGCAAUGAAUAGGGUCAAAUGGUCAUCAAGAAUGGUUUAUCCAAAAAGUUUUUACUCUCAAUAUACUUCUUUUCAAUUCUUAUUUUUGCCGAAGAGUGUUUUAUUUUGUUUUAUUUGCCUCUGAUGAUCUUCUUAAGGUCUUUUUUUAAAGAAUUUUCUCCCUUUUACCUAAAAUGAUCUUUUUUUUCUUUAACUGUGGUGUCCAUGUUACCAGCCAGAGGGCAAAGGAGCAGUUGUCUUGAAGGUUGUUGCCAUUGACAUUCCAUGAAUCAACAGAAAAAAGCAUGUAAUUAAAGAAAAAUAUCACCCGCCCUACUCCACCCUCAAUGACCCAAAGCCUCUUGUUUUUGGAUGUACUUGAGCUCUAUCUCAGCCUUGAGAAAUAAGAUGCUGAGCCCAAGUCUAGAUUACAAUGCACCAAUCAGGCUCCUGCACAAAUAAAGCCAUUCAUUUGUCCUAAUCAAGUACUAAUAUUACACAGUACUAAGAGCCAAUAAAUCUUUGUAAAUACAUUACUCAUUUAGCAGAUUUUGUCAGUUCAUCAAUCCCCAUAUGUCUGAUGAAUAAGCAGAUUCACAAUAAUGUAAACCAGCCAAUAUUUUUCCUUGUGAAAAACAAAUAAUUUCAUUUUCAUGAUUUCUUCUGAUUAUUUUAGCAAUACAGAGCCUGAUAUUCUUCUAAAGGUGCAUCUACACUGCAGGGCUUAACUCGAAAUAAGCUAUGCACAUUGAG